UGUUCAGCACUGAGCACAAGUCCCCAGUCUGCUCAGCUACCAGAUCACUUGUUCAAUGUGGGGAUUCCUGAAGCCUGCUCUACCUGCCCUUAUUCUCUGGACUAUACCCAUCCUUGAUUGGGAGCUAAAUGAUGGAUCUUCUUAAAGCUUUUACAAGUUUUAUGAUUGUCUAUAUCCAUUCCUGCAAUGGGACCAGUCUGGAAAGUGUGGAUAUGAUCCAAAGGGCAGGACAAAUUGUAUGCAAGCAUGGGACACAGAAGCCCUGCUACAAAAUAAUUUAUUUUCACGAUACUUCACGGAGGGUGAACUUUGAGGAGGCUCAAGAUGCAUGUAAACGGGAUGGUGGUCAUCUUAUGACUAUCGGGUCUGAGGCAGAACAAAGACUCAUAGAAAAGCUUAUUCAGAGCCUCACAGCAUCUGAUGGGGACUUCUGGCUGGGCCUUAGGAGGACAGAAGAAGACACUCAGAAUUCCAGUGAUUGCCAGAGUCUUUAUAGUUGGGUAGAUGGGAGCAAACCCACAUUCUGGAAUUGGUACGUAGAUGAGCCAUCCUGUGGAAGUGAGGUUUGUGUAGUUAUGUACCAUCAGCCAUCUGCUCCACCUGGAGUUGGAGGGCCCUACAAGUUCCAAUGGAAUGAUGAUCGAUGCAACAUGAGGAACAACUUCAUAUGCAAGUAUGCGUUAGAAAAACCAGCAGAUCCUCCUUCUAGAAACUCUUCCAUCGCGGAUGCUGUGACAGUUACUUUGAAUCCCAGUGGUCCAAUAGACUCUGCCAAGAAGACUAAUGAAACAGUGCAUGAUGCUGAAGAGACUUUUUUUCAUUACAUCCUUAUUGCAACAAUACCUCUAACAACCCUCGUGUUGAUAUUUAUCGGGGUGCUUUGUUGCUGCAUUGCAGAAAAAAGGAGACAGGAGAGCAGUGACACCAGUGACAAGGAGCCCAGUUUCUGGUUGUCUCCAAAUCGCCGGAACAGCCCUAAUUUGGAAAUUUACAAUGUAAUCAAGAGGCAGACCGAUGCGGAUUUAACUGGAGCCAGACCUUAUAUCCGUAAUACCUCAUUUCGGGUUCACUCUGGUGAAAACUCGCCUCCAGAUAAUCUCUCGGGAGACUACGAUAACAUGGGGGAACAUCAUUCCGAGAGCGGAUUUGUCACAUUAGCCAGCACUGAAAGUGGGUUUGUCACCAAUGAACUGUAUGAGCUGAGUAACCACAGAUACGGAAGGAGCACAGAGUCUGGCUGGGUAGAGAAUGAAAUCUAUGGGUAUUAAAAAAGAACAAAUAAAUGAACUUACCAGGGAUGUUCGAUACAAAAAAUAUAAUUUUUCUGACGCUACAAUGAAUGCCUUUUGUGGGAUUUUUACGCGGAAUGAACACACUACUGCAACAAAUUGUACACUAUAACUUUGAAUACCCUCUCUGCGAGAACAUGGUGGAUUUGCAUUCAAGAGAACAUGCUGGCUUGUAAAAUAUUUCAUGCUUAUUUACGAUGAAUUAUACGGUAUGCAUUCUGAGGACAAAAAUUGCAAUUGACAGAAACAUUUUGUGAAUUGAAAGCUCAAAGAGAUUGGUAACUAUGCAUUUAUAAUAUCAAAUUAGAUUUUUUUUUAUAUGAUGGUGUAUUUACCAUGGUCAGUACAAUAGCAUAUAUUAGCAUAUAUUGCACAGCAGAAAAAAAAAACAAGAAAAUGAAAACCAACCUUAUGUCACCCAAUCAGCUCUUCACGUCAAUACAAAAUACAGCCUGACCCAAACUUAAAACUUUAUAAACAUUGAACAUGGGAUAGAGAAUUUUGAUCAAAUUGAAUCCUGCAUUUGGCUGUUCUAUACCCAUGUAAGCAAACCCAUUUUAUUAUUACGGUAUAUUCUACUGUAUUCACCUGAACAUACUAUAUAUGUAUUCUGCAAUAUUACCACUAGAUGGCACUAGAUGGCAGAUAAACAAGCAAAGGCAUACGAGGGAGUUCUUUCUGUACAUUGUGAUCAGAAAUAUGAAAUAUCAGAUACAUUCAUUUAAAGACAAAAUAACACAAAAGCUUAAUAUGGGAGGGUAGAAAUCCAAUGACUCAUUCUUACUUAUGUAUGUAAGCACAUUAUGUUUGUAAGAUAACUUGUUAGAUAAAAUCUCUUGCAUUGUU
Messenger RNA from Spea bombifrons (plains spadefoot toad), 2135 nucleotides. RefSeq names its product layilin (gene LAYN). NCBI's taxonomy places the organism in Eukaryota, Metazoa, Chordata, Amphibia, Anura, Pelobatidae. The transcript is spliced from 8 exons. Gene Ontology annotation, molecular function: hyaluronic acid binding. The coding region runs from base 129 to 1268 and encodes 379 amino acids. The record is from RefSeq and is a predicted model, not a curated record.